AUGCGGCACCCAGCUGAUUCAAUGGCAUGGAAGUCUUUCGAUGAAUUGCAUGAAUCAUUUGCAUUAGAGCCUCGUAAUGUACGACUUGGUCUUGCUAGCGAUGGCUUUCAACCAUUUGGAGAUUCGAGAAAAUCAUAUAGUAUUUGGCCAGUAGUACUAAUUCCCUACAAUCUACCUCCAUGGAUGUGUAUGAAGCAAUCUAAUUUUAUUUUAUCAAUGCUUAUUUCAGGACCUGAGAGUCCUGGUGAUGCAAUUGAUAUCUAUCUCCAACCAUUGAUAAAAGAGUUGAAGGAAUUAUGGGAAGUAGGGGUUGAAACAUUUGAUGCAUCAACACGACAAAAUUUUCAAUUACAUGCAGCUUUGUUGUGGACAAUUAAUGAUUUUCCUGCUUAUGGAAAUCUAUCUGGAUGGAGUACAAAAGGAAAACUAGCAUGUCCUUGUUGCAACAAGAAUACUUUUUCUAUUAGAUUAACCAAUGGUAGCAAGCAAUGUUAUAUGGGCCAUCGACGAUAUUUGCCUAGCAAGCACAAAUGGAGAAAUGAUAAAUAUUCUUUUGAUGGCACCAAGGAGCGGGGUUAUGCACCAAAGCUAUUUAGCGGUGAUGAAAUCUUGGAGCAAGUGCAAGAUCUUGAAGGGGUCAUCUUAACAAAAGCUGCUAAUAAAAGGGUAAAAAUAUCACACAGCAAUCGGGGUGAUAAUUGGAACAAGAAAAGUAUAUUCUUUGAACUUUCAUAUUGGAAAACCCUUUUAUUGCGUCAUAAUUUGGAUUUAAUGCAUAUUGAGAAAAAUAUAUUUGAUAACAUACAUGGGACACUUAUGAAUAUCAAGGGAAAAACAAAGGACACAAUGAAAUCUCGUCUCGAUUUGCAAGCAAUGAAUAUAAGACCAGAAUUACAUCCACUUCGGAAAGGGGAUAAGUUUGUUCUUCCUGUUGCCUCUUACAUGUUAUCGCCAAAUGAGAAGCACACAUUUUGUCUUUUUCUUAAGCAAUUAAGAGUUCCAGAUGGCUUUUCCUCAAAUAUAUCUCAUUGUAUAAAUCUUAAGGAACAUAAAAUUUCUGGUUUGAAAAGUCAUGAUUGUCAUAUUAUGCUGCAGCGCCUACUUCCUCUGGCUCUACGUGGUCUACUUCCUAAAGAAGUUUACGAACCACUUAUUGAGUUAUGUUUAUUUUUCACUGUGGUAGGCUCUAAGACACUCAAGGCAGAUGAUUUGGAUCAGAUAGAGGCUCAAAUUCCAAUAACUCUUUGCAAAUUAGAGAGAAUUUUUCCUCCUUCAUUUUUUGAUAUUAUGUUGCAUUUGCCAAUUCAUCUAGCAAAUGAAGCUAAGAUUGGAGGACCAAGCCAAUAUAGGUCAAUGUACUCUAUAGAGCGGUACUUGUACACUCUAAAAGGAUUUAUAUGCAAUAGAGCUUGUCCAGAAGGUUCAAUCGCAGAAGGCCACAUUGCAAAUGAAUGUAUGACUUUUUGCUCAAGAUAUCUUCAUGGCAUUGAGACAAAAUUUAAUCGUCAUGAGCGAAAUUAUGAUGGUAGAGAUAACACAUCUGUUGAAGGUUUAUCUAUUUUUUCUCAACUUGGAAAAGCUCUAGGAGCUGGAACAAUAUAUGAUCUAGAUGCAAACAAGCUUGAACAAGCACAACUUUAUAUUUGA
This is a messenger RNA of Ananas comosus (pineapple), 1647 nucleotides long. RefSeq lists its product as uncharacterized. The coding region runs from base 1 to 1647 and encodes 548 amino acids. The transcript has a single exon. NCBI's taxonomy places the organism in Eukaryota, Viridiplantae, Streptophyta, Magnoliopsida, Poales, Bromeliaceae. The record is from RefSeq and is a predicted model, not a curated record.